AUGGCUCGCUUCGCGGAGGAUCUGCCCACCCGCUAUGGAGGGAGCGCGGGCGGCGGGGGCAGGGGCGGCCCGGGCGCCGCCGGCGGCGGCGGCAGAGGGGGCGCCCGGGGCGGCGGCGCUCCGGGCGGACAGAGGAUGUACAAGCAGUCGAUGGCCCAGAGAGCCCGCACCAUGGCCAUCUACAACCCCAACCCCGUCAAGCAGAACUGCUUCACCGUCAACCGCUCCCUCUUCAUCUUCCGAGAGGAUAACCUCAUCAGGAAGUACGCCAAGCGGAUAACGGAGUGGCCUCCAUUCGAGUACAUGAUCCUGGCUACGAUCAUUGCCAACUGCAUCGUCCUGGCCCUGGAGCAGCACCUCCCCGCCAGCGACAAGACGCCCAUGUCCGAGCGCCUGGACGACACAGAGCCCUACUUUAUUGGAAUAUUCUGUUUCGAGGCCGCCAUUAAGAUCAUCGCCCUGGGCUUUGCGUUCCACAAAGGCUCCUACCUCCGCAACGGCUGGAAUGUAAUGGACUUCGUGGUCGUCCUCACAGGCAUCUUGGCCACGGUGGGGUCGGACUUCGACCUGAGAACCCUGCGAGCGGUCAGAGUGCUGAGGCCGCUGAAGCUCGUGUCAGGAAUCCCCAGUCUCCAGGUGGUGUUGAAGUCUAUAAUGAAAGCCAUGGUCCCACUGCUGCAGAUCGGCCUGCUGCUCUUCUUCGCCAUCGUCAUGUUUGCCAUCAUCGGCGUGGAGUUCUACAUGGGCAAAUUCCACACCACCUGCUUCAAGAUCGACACCGGUGAGAGAGCAACCGACUGGCCCUGUGGCGUGGAACCUCCAGCCAGGCUCUGUCCCAACGGCACCCUGUGCAGGGAGUACUGGACCGGACCCAACUUCGGAAUCACAAACUUCGACAACAUCCUGUUCGCCGUGCUGACGGUGUUCCAGUGCAUCACCAUGGAGGGCUGGGUGGACAUCCUCUACAGCACCAAUGACGUUGUGGGAAACACCUGGAACUGGCUCUAUUUCAUCCCCCUCAUCAUCAUCGGCUCGUUCUUCAUGCUCAACCUGGUGCUGGGUGUCCUGUCGGGAGAGUUUGCCAAAGAGCGAGAGCGAGUGGAGAAACGGCAGGAGUUCCUGAAGCUGCGCAGGCAGCAGCAGAUCGAGCGGGAGCUGACCGGCUACCUGGAGUGGAUCUGCAAAGCAGAGGAGGUGUUGCUGGAGGAGGAGGAUGAGAUUGCAGAGGAGAAGUCCCCGCUGGACGGUGCCUGGUACAAGAGGAAGCAGAACCUUCCAGUGCUGAAGCGAGCCAAAGUCAAGAAGGGUAAGAACGACCUGAUCGGCGCCGAGGAGGGGGAGGAUCCCUUCGCCGACAUCUCCUCCGUCGCUCCUCCCGGCUCUCCGUUCGGCCGGGCCAGCGUGAAGAGCAGCGGCAAGAUGGACAGCUCGUCGUACUUCAGACGCAAAGAGAAGCGGACGCGCUUCUUCAUCCGCCGCAUGGUGAAGGCCCAGAGCUUCUACUGGAUCGUCCUGUGCCUGGUGGGCCUCAACACGCUGUGCGUGGCCAUCGUGCACUACGACCAGCCCGAGUGGCUCACCACAGCUCUCUACACGGCGGAGUUUGUGUUCCUGGGUUUGUUUCUGACUGAGAUGAGUUUGAAGAUGUACGGCCUCGGAGCCAGGAACUACUUCCACUCCUCUUUCAACUGCUUUGAUUUCGGGGUGAUCGUGGGAAGUAUUUUCGAGGUGAUCUGGGACAUGAUUAAACCGGGAGCGUCGUUUGGGAUCAGCGUGUUGCGAGCCCUCAGACUGCUCAGGAUCUUCAAAGUCACAAAGUAUUGGAACUCUCUGAGGAACCUGGUGGUUUCUCUCCUGAACUCCAUGAAGUCCAUCAUCAGCCUGCUCUUCCUCCUCUUCCUCUUCAUCGUGGUGUUCGCCCUGCUGGGCAUGCAGCUCUUCGGAGGACAGUUCAACUUUGAAGAUGAGACGCCAACAACCAACUUUGAUACCUUCCCAGCAGCCAUCCUCACCGUGUUCCAGAUUCUGACCGGCGAGGACUGGAACGCCGUCAUGUACCACGGGAUCAAGUCUCAAGGAGGCGUUCACCACGGCAUGUUCUCCUCCAUCUACUUCAUCGUGCUGACGCUCUUUGGAAACUACACCUUGCUGAAUGUCUUCUUGGCCAUCGCUGUGGACAACCUCGCCAAUGCACAGGAGCUGACUAAGGAUGAGGAGGAGCAGGAGGAGGCGGCCAAUAAGAAGCUCGCCCUGCAGAAAGCUUUGGAGGUGAAGGAAGUCAGCCCCAUGUCAGCAGCCAACAUCUCCAUCGCAGCUUUUGUAAAGCAAAAUCGAGAUGCACUCUCUCGCAGGUCGUCCAUCAACAGCAUUCAGUCACCGAGUUACACUGUCUACUCCUCCCCUGCUCGACGUGUCUUGAGCAGCAAAGAUCAGCAGCGCUCGGCCAAGACCAUGUCGGUGUGGGAGCAGAGGACCAACCAGCUGAGGAAGCACAACAUGAGGGCGAGCAGCGAGGCGCUCUUCAACGAGCUGGACCCCGAGGAGCGCCUGCGGAUGUCCAGCGCCCUGCACCUGCACCCCGACAUGAAGACCCACCUGGACCGGCCGCUCAUGGUGGAGGCCAGGAACGGGAACGGGGACGGGGCGCCGGAGGAGGACGGCGUGGGCGACGGCUUCCACGGCCGUCCCAAGAAGCACCACCGGCACUGCGACAGGAACGGCGAGGGCAAGGACGGCGGCGAGGGCCGCGGGGGGAGGCACCACUCCCACCACAGCAGGGCCGACGGGCAUCAGGCCAGAGAGAGGAGGGGGGACGGGCACAGGCACGGGCCCCAGGCGGGCUCCCCGGAGGACGACGCCGCCGCCGGGGAGGAGAAGGGCCACCGCCACCAUCACUCCCACCGUCCAGCCAAGGAGGGCAACGGCAUGCUGGCUAACGGCGCCCACGGCGAGCGCCGGGGCAAAGGGGCAGGAGGGGGCGACGGCAACGGAGAGAGGAAAGGACGCUGCUCCCGCAUGGUCCGGGCUCAGUCCACCCUGAACGGAGACGACUCCAAGAAGAACAACAACGGAACCAGAGGACACAGGGAGAGGCAGACCGACGCCGAGGAGGACGGCCUGGCCGGCAGUCCUCUGCAGCCGAUGCGGAGCGGCCUGAGCCUGGCAGAGAAGCAGGAGGACGCCGACAACCAGAAGAACUCCACCAGGGCCAGCCAGGCCGGCCUCAACAGCAACGCCAUCCACAUUCCCGUCACCAUCACCGCCCCGCCCGGUGAGACCACCGUCAUCCCCAUGAACAACAUCGACAGCUUCCAGCUGAGUGAGGAGAAGAAGGAUCUGGAGGAGGAGGCGGCGGCGAACGGGCCCCGGCAGAUCCUGCCCUACAGCUCCAUGUUCGUCUUUGGACCAACGAACCCCGUGCGACGGCUGUGUCACUACGUGGUCAACCUGCGCUACUUUGAGAUGUGCAUCCUGAUGGUCAUCACCAUGAGCAGCAUCGCCCUGGCAGCCGAGGACCCCGUGCAGGCCAACGCGCCGCGCAACAACGUUCUCAAGUAUCUGGACUACGUCUUCACCGGAGUCUUCACCUUCGAGAUGGUGAUUAAGAUGAUCGACUUGGGACUGCUCCUCCACCCCGGCUCUUAUUUCCGUGACCUGUGGAACAUCCUGGACUUCAUCGUGGUCAGUGGCGCUCUGGUGGCCUUCGCUUGCUCGAGCCUUAUGGGAUCGCAACAGAGCGUGGCCAGGGGGACGAAAGGCAAGGACAUCAACACCAUCAAGUCCCUGAGGGUCCUCCGGGUGCUGCGGCCGCUGAAGACCAUUAAACGGCUGCCCAAGCUGAAGGCCGUGUUCGACUGCGUCGUAAACUCUCUGAAGAACGUCCUCAACAUCCUCAUCGUCUACAUCCUCUUCAUGUUCAUCUUCGCCGUCAUCGCCGUGCAGCUCUUCAAGGGUAAAUUCUUCUACUGCACCGACGAGUCCAAAGGCCUGGAGAAAGACUGCAGGGGUCAGUUUCUGGACUACGACAAGGACGACGUCACGGCUCAACCCAGGGAGUGGAAGAAGUACGAGUUUCACUACGACAACGUUCUCUGGGCCUUCCUGACGCUCUUCACCGUCUCCACUGGGGAGGGCUGGCCACUGGUCCUCAAGCACUCUGUGGACGCCACGUACGAGGACCAGGGCCCCAGCCCCGGCUUCCGCAUGGAGACCUCCAUCUUCUACGUGGUCUACUUCGUGGUCUUCCCCUUCUUCUUCGUCAACAUAUUCGUGGCUCUGAUCAUCAUCACCUUCCAGGAGCAGGGGGACAAGGCCAUGUCGGAGUGCAGCCUGGAGAAGAACGAGAGAGCGUGCAUCGACUUCGCCAUCAACGCCAGGCCGCUGACCAGAUACAUGCCGGAGAACAAGCAGUCCUUCCAGUACAAGAUGUGGAAGUUCGUGGUGUCGCCUCCUUUCGAGUACGCCAUCAUGACGCUGAUCGCCCUCAACACGGUCGUGCUGAUGAUGAAGUUCUACGGAGCUCCGGAUCUGUACGAGUCCAUGCUGAAAUACUUGAACAUCCUCUUCACCAGCCUCUUCACUCUGGAGUGCAUCCUGAAAAUCAUCGCCUUCAAUCCUCUGAACUACCUGAAGGAGCCCUGGAACGUGUUCGACUUCGUGACGGUGAUCGGAAGCAUCACAGACAUUUUAGUCACGGAGAUAAACACGGACAAAAUGAUCAACCUCAGCUUCCUGAGGCUGUUCCGAGCGGCGCGUCUCAUCAAGCUGCUCCGCCAGGGCUACACCAUCCGCAUCCUGCUGUGGACCUUCGUCCAGUCCUUCAAGGCCCUCCCGUACGUCUGCCUCCUCAUCGCCAUGCUCUUCUUCAUCUACGCCAUCAUUGGAAUGCAGGUGUUUGGGAACAUCGAGCUGAACGAAGAAGCCGCCAUCAAUCACCACAACAACUUCCAGACCUUUUUCCAGGCCCUGACUCUUCUCUUCAGGAGCGCCACGGGCGAGGCCUGGCACGAGAUCAUGCUGGCCUGCCUCAGCAACCGGCCCUGCGACCGGCUCUCAGGAACGGCAGAGAAGGAGUGUGGCAGCGACUUCGCCUACUUCUACUUCGUCUCCUUCAUCUUCCUCUGCUCCUUUCUGAUGCUGAACCUCUUCGUCGCUGUCAUCAUGGACAACUUCGAGUACCUGACCCGCGACGCCUCCAUCCUCGGGCCUCAUCACCUGGACGAGUUCAUCCGCGUGUGGGCGGAGUACGACCCCGCGGCCUGCGGGAGGAUUUGCUAUCAGGAUAUGUACAAAUUGUUGCGUUUUAUCUCGCCUCCCCUGGGCCUGGGGAAGAAGUGCCCCAACAGGGUGGCUUAUAAGCGGUUGGUGAGGAUGAACAUGCCAAUCGCGGAUGACAACACGGUGCAUUUCACGUCCACGCUGAUGGCCCUCAUCCGCACCGCCCUGGAGAUCAAACUGGCAUCUGGGGUUCUGGCGCAGCAUUUGUGUGAUGUGGACCUGAAGAGGGAGAUAAACCGAGUGUGGCCCAGCCUCUCGCAGAAGACCGUGGACCUGCUGGUGACGCCGCAUAAAUAUAAUGAGCUGACGGUGGGGAAGGUCUACGCUGCUCUCAUGAUCUUCGACUACUACAAGCAGAACCGCGCCAAGAAGCUCCAGCAGCAGAACUCUGCGGGGGGGCCUCAGAUUGGUAAACUGGGGGCGCUGUUCCGCCCCGUGCUGCCCCUCACUCAGAUAGCAGAGGUCGAACCGCCCUUCCCCAGCCCCCACGCCGCCAAGCAGCCCCUCCCGACAGCCCAGCCGGAGCCAGAGGCCAAAGCGGAGGUCCCGCCCAUCACCGCCAUCACCAGCACGUCGAUCAGCAGGGACGCGAUACUGAGUCAGAGGAGUGCCAUAAAGCAUUCCCAGUCUGGAGAUGUUUCUCAGACAGUACAGAGGCCGAAAACCCGGCGGAAGCUGCAGAGAGGCCAGUCAGAGGAUGUCCAGUAUUCCACGAGACCUCAGGAACAAGUUGAAAUGAAGCAGGUGGAAAACAUUUCUGACACAGAGGGGUAUCCCAGCCUGGAAGGCCACUGCAGAGCCGCCUCUCUGCCCCGCCUCAACGCCGAGUACUACCGGAGCCACCCUCGCCACGCCCCUGGGACCCACCUGGCACCGAUAGUUGAUCUCAGUCCGAUAAGACGCUCGGCAUCCUCGCUGACGCCGCAGUGCCGCCAUCAGGACGUCGGGCUGGGGGAGUACGAUCUAGAGCGGCCCGGUCAGGCAUCCACCGGACCGCCACAGGGCCAGGACAGAGCCCACCACCAUCACCACCACCACCGCUGCCAUCGACGCAGGGACAAGGACAAGGACAAGAAGCAGAAGUCCCUGGACAGAGCGGCGUCGGUGCAGCCGUCCAGUACCGUUGGUUCGUUCACCGACCCCUCGGCCGAGGACUCGUCCAGAGAGCGAGCGAGGGAGCGGGACCGCAGCCGGCCCCAGGAGAGGAGGCACCACUCCUCCGCCGGGGAGAAGCAGCGGUAUUACUCCUGCGAGCGUUACGGCAGCAGGGAGCAGUGCCACGCCAGGUCGGCCGGGCCCAGUCGAUCCACGUCUCCGGGAGAGGGGCAGGACCCGGGCUUCCCCAGACAGCAUGGUAGCAGUGUGGUUAAAGCCCUCCCCUCUGGCGCGACCACACCGGGCCGCGGGCGCCGCCAGCUCCCCCAGACGCCCCUCACCCCCCGACCCGCCGUGGCCUACAAGACCGCCAACUCCUCACCCCUCCAGCCCGGUGCCGGCGCCACCGCCGCUGCCGCGGGGCUCCAGACUCGCUUCAGCCGUGGCCUUUCGGAGCACGACCGCUUGGUCGGGGCCCUCGACGAGUCCCCGAUGCCCGUUACGCGAAUCGGUUCGGACCCGAACUUGAACCGGCAGCAGCAGGACUCCUCUCGCCGGGCGCUCCUCGAGGAAACGGAGGACUUCCAGGACGCCGUGAGCAGCCACGGCGGAGGAGGGGGCGGGCGCGCCGCCAGGACUGCCGCCUCCACCGCCGCCAGCGCCGCCGCCGCGCAGGGCCGGGCAGGGGUGGUGCCCAACGGGUACCACUUCACCGUCGGGGUCAGCUCUGCGUCCGGGAACCGAGCGAGUCUCAGGGAGCGGGAGGAAGACGACUGGUGCUAAACUCGGCAAGGAACUCUGGGAAGAGUUUGCUGUUGAGUAGCGGAUGGAGGGCAGCUUCUGCGGCGCUGCUCAGAGCGCCAGUCGGACCCGGCGCAGCGGUCCAGCGGGAGGCCCGGCGGCUGGCACGGAGCCAGAGAUGCUGAGCAUUUAAAGAGAGUCAGCGGACAGUGCCGUAAAGGGGGAUCAGAUAUCAUUCCAGCUUUGUAGUGUCACUCUCUUUUUAAUAUGAUGACCUCUUUAUGGAAAAAUCACACCAACUGUUUUCUACCCCUUUACUUGCACUGAAAUUAUAGCACAUUUGAAGACCCUCAAGUAUUUUUGCCUUGGCCAGUAAAUCCAGUGGAGCAGAGGACGAAAAAGCCAAAAUCUCCUCGUUCUUUCAGUGAAACUGUGUUUCAGGCUAACCCAAUAGCCUCAGUCCUCACAGAAACAUGGCGGUUUUUUUCUUUUUUUUUUUACAACUGCAGAAUAGUUGGGAUCUUGCAUGAAAUCUCAAGAAAAAAAAAAACAGAUUGCAGUGAUGUGCAAAUUACAAUAAACUCACAUUCAAAAGAGAAUGAAGCAAUGACAGCAGAUCAGAUGUUGGAAUUCUUAAAUGCAUAAACACAACUGCAAGCAGGCAGAAUGUGGUUUGGCAGCGCGUCGAUGAAGUGAGCCACGUUUUCCCCCAAAGUCAUGUUUGAGUGUAAAGUUGCCACAAAGCCUGUAUAUAUUGCAGCUCACCACUCGUGUUGGAUUCUAAACUGAUUACAAGCUGGAAGGUCCUGUAAAACAGUUAAAAAAAGGAAAAGAAAAUGUUGAUCAGUAAAAACACCUCAAGUUAUGUUUAAAUGUAGUUUCUGGACACUGUGAUAGAAUCGUCUCUGUGUCCCUUUUAUGCCCACAUAGUAGAAGAAAUCUCUCCCUCCUCACCUUUACUGCUAAAACCCUUCAUGAACGAUUUAAACCCAAUCAGGACACUGACCACCGAUCAGGUUACCCUAUACCUGCUGGUUUUAUAAUGUGAUACGUGGCUCAGUUCAGUCCGCUCUCGCACUUCACGAGAACAUCCUCAGUUCUUGUUCUGGUCGGGGAACUCUGUGUGGAGUUUGGGUUUUCCUUCUAUUUCCCCCUAGUAUUCAAUCUUCCUCUUCUUCUUUCUUCUUGGUUUGUUUACUGCAUAAUUGCUGUACAUUAAUGAUAAACAGGAAGACGUUAUUCUUGCACAUCAUAGCGGCUGUCACUUGUGGAUUGUGAUAUCGUGCCGUCAAACUUUUUAACAAUUCUAUCCAACUCCAUGAAAUCCAGGUCUGAAAUAUCUGAUAUAUAAAUACAGUUUCCUCCUCACAUCCCAAUUAUUUGAGCUUGUCGCACCAAGUAAAUGUCAAAAACCCCGUCAGCUUCAACAUCCGAUAUGUUGUCUUUCUAUAAAUUUCAGUCAAAUGUGGGUUUGGAACGAUUUGCACAUCAUUGCAUUCUCUCUGUAUUUACAUUUUGAAGAGCGUCCCAGUUGUUUUUUGAGAUGGGGUCAUGUAGAUGUGUCUCAUUUGUUUGUAUGUGAGUGAAAAGUUUGAUCUGCCAAAUUACAACCUCGUCUUGAUUUUUGUCCAUUCACAGUUACUACAGGGUUAUCUCCGAAUUAGGAAUAUGUGGGUCUUAAAUCUUCUGCCAUGAACACCAAAUGAACACAGUAGGUUUAGUCAGGAGCAGAUCUCAACUGGGAUUUGAUCCGAGGUUUCUCAAAUUGUACCAGAUGGGGUCAAAAACGAGUCUUUUUCUGACAUUAAGUGACUAAAUACUAAGUGCCUCGUUUUCCACGAUGUAUUGAAAUGCAGCCUGGCUUUUGGUUUAGAUGGAGAGAGAGCUGGGAUCUUCCAAUUUAAGGUUACAUGGACUGAUCAAAACUUGUUUCAAUCUAGUAUAGAGGACGACUGCAAAAAAAGUCUUUUUUUUUGUAUUGAAUUUUAUGGUAGGUAGGUCUGAAUUAGAGACCCAAAGUCAGCAGUUUAGUGCAUGCCAGGGUUGAAAAAAAAAAUAGUGUCUGUACUUCUUGCUUACGGAUGUGUGGUUAGCGUUUGCCUUUCUCUUUCAAAUCUACUGCCAGACCGAAAACAGUCUCAGAAUGGGGAAAAGUGCCAUUUUUAGAUAAUUUAAUACAGAAUCGAUACACCUGCCUCUUUAAGCAUGCAGUCCAAAUGUCUCACAUCUGCCAUCGUUUGUGACUUGUGUGGCGUUCACAGGUCCAAUAAAGAGUCGGGUUGUUGCUGCUGACUGUUGAAUAAAAGUAGGGCUAUGCAACAAGACGACACUCCAUCCGCCCCGUAGCUUUACCCUUCUGACAUCUCCAGGUUCAGGCUUUAGCGUGACUGAGACCAAAUUUUCAAAUUUGCGUGUGGAGACUUGUAAAUGAUCAAAUGUAUUAUAUGUAAUGUACAGCGAACAUACUAUAAGGCACAGAUUGUCUUGAAGCUGAUAUGCUGUAUGUGAUUUUUUUUGCUUUUUUUUUGAGGCGAGCAAGUUUACUGCAUGACGCCUACUCACCCAGAAACACCCAGUAUACGAAAUGGGGUCUUCUUCCAGACCUUGGGCCGAGUUGUAAUUUCAAUUAAAUUGAGUGGUUUUGAAACUUAAAGGGAUGAAAAAGAAAAACACAGCCAAUAAACAGGUUUUUGUGUGAAAAAAAGUGAUGAGCUAACCCAGCUUUUUUCAUGUUCUUUGUAGACGUCUGCCCAGGACGAGAACAGAGCCUCUUCCCUCCAUGUCAGUGACACAGCUUUGAUUACUUUAAAUAAAAUUAAAUGGGGUGUUUUUCAGUUGUAAGUGCGGUAUUAGAGGUGCAUGGGUCCAUAAUGGUCUUUUUUUUCUCAGUUUGGAGAAAUUUGGGUAUUUGUGCUGCUAAUCUUCAAAGACAGAAGACGGGACUGAUCAACCACAUCCAGUAAUCCAGCUUCAUUCCUUUUGUGUUCUUGAUCCGUUUCCCCUGAGGACACGUAGUACAUUCCUGUUGUAGGUGGCCAGUAUGUGUAUUUUGUCUUCGAUAACUAUCAUUUUCAGAGUUUUAAAUAUAACCAUCUAUUUUUUUAUGCAAAUUUUAUCGCCUGAUGCUAUUUUGGCUUCUAUACCAGUAAAUCCAUUUAUUGAUAAUAUCCAAAUGAACAUCUCAGUUGAGUUUUUAUGCCGAUGAUUCCUUCAUCUUCAUGUGUCAUUCAGUCGCCGUUUCAUGCUUUUCCAAACUGUGGCAGCCGUGCCAGCGCCUACCUGCAACAGCAUUUUUAAUGAGUUACAAAUGCCACAUUUCAGCUUUAAGUAAUCCAAACUAUCCACUGAAUCUCUUCACCUGUCAAUUCCACCUUCCACAGAUUCGAUUUUACGCUAUUUUGUGCUGUAAUUCACCUUAUUCUGCCAGGAUAACGCAACACAUCGACCAUACUCCGACUCUACCUCUUUUUAUUAUAACAUUGUAAAAGGAUAACGCUUCCGAUAACCUGUUUUCUGUUUCUUACAAUUAUCAAGCCUCAAUAUAAGAACGAACCAAAAUGUUUCAGCUCUGCUCAAAUCUCUUGAUAAAGGCCACAAGAAAAUGUCAGAUUUCUUCCUAAAAUGGCUUAAAAAUAGCUACUUAAAGUUUUGAUGUUGCAGUCUUGUAUUAUAUAGUUUUGAAAACUCAGCUGGAAAGGUUGGAUUCAGCGGAUUAGACACUGAAUGUGGUCCAACCUAUGUAAAGAUUCAGUGAUAAUAAAUCAACUUCAAGAUAAGUGCAUGUGGGAAUAAUAAAUCAUGUGAUUGUGCGUAUUAAAAAAAGCAGACACAUUAACUCGUGCUGUUUUAUGGCUGAUAAUGUGUUUUUAAUGGUUUUCCACAGCAGUUGACAUUCUGCAGACACUGAAAACACAAUUUGGCUCAUUUUUCCAAGAUGUGAAGAUUAAAAAAAAAAUGAACAAAUUCAGUGUUUUUCGUCAAGAUGCUCAAUAUGGUUAUAUGUGAUUGUUAAACAGGCAGAGAUUUUGUUCUUAAAUGGACCAUGGUAAUGCUGUUGUGGUCAUGUUCACCUUUAUUAAAAUAUUCAGAUUUAUUUGGACCAUUUUCACUCUUUCUGAUUGAAAGUACAGACCUCGGUGCUCGCUGUCGUUUCCUGGCAAUUGUAGAAUCAUGUAAAUUAUUUCCAAAUAUCUUGUCCGAGUCGGAUUCUUCCCUCAUGUUUUCUUUGUCUCAUUAAUGUGAAAUCUGUUCGAUGGAUCUAACAGGAGACGUUUUAGACUUUGAAGCAGUGAAGUCUGACUGUAGGUGUGGGUCUGGUCUGUGUCAAAGUAUCAAUAGAUUGCCUGUCAUUGUAAGUUGCUGUUUUGGAGCAGUAGACUUGAAGUGUAUUAAAGAAAUAUAUAGAAUCGACAUUUUCAAACCUUUAAUGAGCCCCACGUUUACAGGGUGCCAAUUUCUGUUUUUUUGUUUUGUUUUGUUUUUUGCCCUUUCACAGGUUUUGUGUGGCUGCCCCCCCUCUCAACAUGUCCUGUUUGCAUGUUCUGAAAAGAAAAUUUGCAUGUGAAAAAAAGAACAACAAAAAGAAAACAAACAAAAAAAGGAACUGAGGAAUUGUUUGGCUUCACUAAGGUCAUGAUUUGUAUGAUUUAUUUUCUGGUGGUAUUUUCUAUCUUCUAUCUAAACACACAAAUGUAUCGAUUUCAGGUAAAACAGAAGAAAAAAGAAAAACAAACAAAAAAAGGCUUGAAUAUUGUUUUUUUUCUCUCACAGAACCACCAAAGUGGAAACAAGCUGUUUCUGAGAAAAAGAGGUUCUGGAGUGGCUGAAUCCUUCGCUGCCUGAUCUGUUACUUGACUGUCUCUCCCACAGUCAUUUGGACUGUACCUAUAGAUUUUUGUAUGAAUAUAAGUCCUUGAAUAAAGAGGUAUGAUGAUGAUAUUGCAA
Messenger RNA from Salarias fasciatus (jewelled blenny), 12057 nucleotides. It is a transcript of the gene cacna1bb, whose product is annotated as calcium channel, voltage-dependent, N type, alpha 1B subunit, b. Gene Ontology annotation, biological process: chemical synaptic transmission; calcium ion import across plasma membrane. The transcript has 52 exons. Gene Ontology annotation, molecular function: high voltage-gated calcium channel activity. Bases 1 to 7155 code for a protein of 2384 amino acids. Lineage: Eukaryota; Metazoa; Chordata; Actinopteri; Blenniiformes; Blenniidae. The record is from RefSeq and is a predicted model, not a curated record. Gene Ontology annotation, cellular component: membrane; neuronal cell body; voltage-gated calcium channel complex.